Molecule: messenger RNA, 5387 nt
Organism: Zootermopsis nevadensis
Lineage: Eukaryota; Metazoa; Arthropoda; Insecta; Blattodea; Termopsidae
Product: sodium-dependent phosphate transporter 1-B-like
Biological process (GO): phosphate ion transmembrane transport
Cellular component (GO): membrane
Molecular function (GO): phosphate transmembrane transporter activity
Source: RefSeq, a predicted model, not a curated record
UAUUACGAGUUCUUGUAACUAACUUUUGUGGAGAGAAGAGAUGUCAAAUUGCGUUACUAACGUAAGCGCCGUGCCAAUUCUCAGUUUCUUGUCUUCAUGUCCCUGCAUUGUUUAAUCGCGUUUCUGUAUGGGUUUGUCGCAGCAACAGAAUUUCAACUGGUUCACUGGUAGUCGUGAAAUUGUGAACAGAAUACCGUUGGAAGUCUUUAAACAUUAAAAUGGUCAAAAUGUUUGUGAACAUGGGUAAGGCCCAUUUUGGUGUUCAAGAAACACCUUUUUAAUCUAAUUGGCUCGUAGAAUAUGUUGGCAUUCUUUGCGUUAUUCUGUAUUUGUGUUUAUCGACGGGAAGCAGUGGCGAGAUGUUCUGAGCUGAGUAGAAACAGGAGUUUACGAAAUUUUAAUUCGUUCUUGUGGUCAUUCUGACUUUUCGCAUUGUUGCCAAGUACUGCACAGAUUUAGGAUUAUUUGUUGGUGUAUUUAACUGAUAUGAACACAUUUAAAUGUUCGUUCCUGUCACUGCAUUGUUGUACAAUUUCCGUGUUGUGAUGCUCCAUGGACUUUUAGGGUAUUUUGCUGUGAAACAUUGUAUAGGUACUGUUUCAAGACGUAUCUUAGUGUUUCGCAUCUGCUCCUUCCAUCAUCAGGACGAUGAUAAAACUGCGAUCAGCAUUUCAAAUCUCACGUCUCCUAACUUUUAGCCUAUUUGCAUAUGUUACGGAUGAGUUACUUCAGAUGUUUCGACAACAGUGGUUGGUAUUCCGUAGCUGCGGUCUCGCAUGACGCAUGCUGCCACGACCUCAUGCAACCUUCCUCGUCCUUUCCCGGAAAGUGCCAGCGGGGACUGCCCCUGCCGUGCCUUAAGCCGCUGACCUUGCUCAUUUGGCUGGUCGUUGAGCGGCAACCUGAAUCCUGCUUGCAAACAUUCCGCAAAGAAAAUUUCUGAACCGUGUCCACGUCUGGACGCACUCGUUAGAAAGAGGCCUGAUUUAAUAAGUUCGUCUCCUCUAUGAAGAUGACUUCUGGAGUGUCGGGGCACGUAGUCUCGUAGAAAUGGACUGACGUUUCGGAGGUGCUUACUGCCUCUGUGGUUGAGACACUAAGCUCCUCUUGGAAUGUCAGUUAAUUUAUGCCUGACUGGAUUACGCGGACCUUCAGCUUCGUUGGCAUGGAGGCAUUUUAAGGGGCAGCUAAAAGUGUCGUUUGGGAGACCACCGCAUGAAUGGGGCGGUAUAAUAUUAAAAUGGGUGCUCGUAAAUCACCGUGUGAGCUGAGCUGUCUCAGAAUGCAAACCAUUUGCAGUUUUCUUUCCCGCGAGUAAUGUAACGUUCGUAAUGUUGGUACCAAACAAUGGUACGGGGGCCUCGAGUUGGCGAAUGUGUGUCAUAACAUACCGCGUGAUUCCCCAUUCCCCCCCGUCUUUUGUUUUAUUUCGUAUGCCUCGUUAAGGGCUGAUUGUUGUGCUAAUGAAACAGUUCCGUUCUUUAAACACGACAUUGUUGUAGUGUCAGUCUCACAGACGAAUGGCCUGCUAUUGUUUCGACCUAUGUUAAAUUGCGUAUUGUUGCCACUACCUCGCUGUUGGUUGAGAAUCAGGCAAUUUACGAGGAAUUUCUUUUGUUGGCGCUGUUAUCUGCCGCUUUGCUUCGACAGUACGAAACGAGAUGGCACUCGAUCUGUCUGAAAUGUUGUUACUGAUGAAUUAAGUCCACCGUUUCAGACUUCAAUGCCUUGAGAUCCAUUUUAAUCUUGGCUCGGGUAUGUUAGAGAUAACAGCAUUUACCUAAGUUGGGAGGUUUUCUGUAAAGUCCUUUUUAUUUCUGGGUUUUUCCGCGAUUGAGCAGUCUAGCGGAAGGUUUUUGCAAGAUCACAGCCACGGAAAUGCCACAUGAAUUACGCAUGUUCGGACGUGAUCAGAUUUGCGCUGUACUUCACCGGUCUUUGCGAAAAGAAUAAGAAAACAUUUGUUGCUCGACCGGUCGGCGAAUCAGAACCUGUUGCUCAGGACAUGCGUGGCGGUGCUGACCCAUUUAGCGCGCACAAAGACUGCUGCAUGGUUCAUUUCUGUUGAAAAGGCCACUUAGCACGUGUUGGCAAACGAGAGAAUAAUUUGUUGUUGUCGUCGCAGUCUCAUAAGUGAGGACUGGUGGCUCUUCGUGGGACAAGACGUUGGCAGCUCGGUGCGAAAUACGGUGACGCCCGGGGACUGUCACGAAGGAGAGAGGUCAUUGUCCAGCGUAGAAUUCGAUCAGUGUCUCAGUUGGCUUUUAUAUUUUUCUGCUGUCAAAAUGACGGGCAGGCGCUGUUAAAAUAAUUUGUUUUGUUGUUCGCUGUUUUCAAGCAAAGAAAAAGUUCUGUGACACUACAUAGUUGCAACAGGGACGGUAGCGUAAUGCGUGGAUAUCAGGAAUGGGAACUCUGCUUCUUAUGAACUGUUACGAACAUUGAGGUGUGAAGAAUCCGCAAGCUUUUCAUCAUGAUUGACCCAUAUUCGACUGACGUCCUGUGGGUUGUCAUCGUGGGUUUCAUAAUAGCCUUCAUAUUGGCAUUUGGCAUUGGAGCCAAUGAUGUCGCCAACUCAUUUGGUACUUCGGUCGGAUCAAAGGUGCUCACUGCAAAGCAGGCGUGUUGCUUGGCAACGGUGUUUGAAAUCGCCGGAUCUGUGCUGCUAGGGUACAAAGUGGCUGAUACAGUGCGUAAAGGAAUUUUGCAGGUGAAACUUUACGAAGAUGCCGAGUUCGAGCUCAUGCUCGGAAUGUUCGCGGCUUUGAUUGGCAGCUCUGUGAUGCUGCUCGGUGCAACAUUCCUGAAGCUUCCAAUAUCUGCCACCCACAGCAUCGUCGGUGCCACUCUUGGUUUCUCUCUGGUUUGCCGCGGGAAUGACGGCGUCAACUGGGGAGUCCUUGGAUUGAUUGUGGGAUCUUGGUUCCUGUCGCCGGUGCUGUCUGGUGUGAUAUCGGUGUCGCUGUUUGCUCUGGUUCGUCACUUCAUCCUCAACGCGCCUAAUCCCAUAGUACGAGGUUUACUGAGUCUGCCCAUCAUCUAUGGUGUGACUGUCUUCAUCAACGUGUUCUCCAUCGUCCAUGAUGGUCCAUCAUUGUUGUAUUUGGAUAAGAUUCCGUGGUGGGGCGCCCUGAUUCUCAGCGUCGUCAUUGCAGCAGUGACCAUAUUGGUUGUACAGCUGUUUGUCGUGCCGUUCAUGAAGAGGAAGAUCGAAGAAGCGGGAUCGACGCAAAACACGACAGGCGGUGUCACGUUUGAUGGCUUGAAGAGGACUGACAUAGUCUGUCCAGAGGCGGGCAAUGGGACGGUGACGAGUACCAGCAUCAAGAUACGACACCUGAGCGACAACUCUGAUGGCCCACUUCAAACAGAUGAGAUAAUGCUUACGCCACCCACUAACAGUGAGGAAGCUGCUGUACCUCCAGGAGCCGUGAUAACUCUUGGACAGGACAACCCAGCAUUCAGCCUCUCCUCUCAUGACAGAAUAAAAGAGCCAUCCUUGGAGGAGAAAGAGGGAUCCAAAAAAGUGGAAAAGGUUGAAAAAGAGGACCCACCAGAGGUUUUAAAGCUGUUCUCCUUCCUUCAGGUGCUCACGGCCACUUUUGCCUCAUUUGUUCAUGGCGGAAAUGAUGUCAGUAACGCCAUCGGCCCAGUGAUCGCGUUGUGGCUGAUCUACACCGAGGGAUCUGUGCAGCAGAAGGCAGAGACGCCGAUCUACAUUCUGUUUUAUGGAGGUGUUGGCAUCACUGUUGGAGUGUGGGUAUGGGGUCGUAGGGUGAUGAAGACCAUAGGUGAGGACCUUACGAAGAUCACACCUUACACAGGGUUCACGAUAGAGAUUGGGGCCGCACUUACCGUCUUACUGGCUUCAAAGAUUGGUAUGCCCAUCAGCACCACGCACUGCUUGGUCGGAUCCGUCGUGUUCGUUGGCUGGGCCAAUGCCACGAAAGAAGGGGUCGACUGGAAACUAUUCAGGAAUAUUGUUGGUGCGUGGUUGGUAACAGUGCCAGUAUCUGGUUUACUCAGUGCUGCAGUAAUUGCAAUACUAAGAGAGGUGGCACUGUGAAAUGUCAGUGGUCGUGGAGGGAGAUCUCCAUGCAUUCUAAGUGCUGACACAGUUUGCGGGGAAAAUAUGUGCUUCAGUCACUGACGACGGUGCAGCGUUUGAGGAUAUGAUAGACUCCAGUUGUCGUCUUUGUACUGACUCUACUGUUGACGUUAGAUUACGCACGAAAGGUUGUUGGGAAUAACGUCUCGAAAAACGUCCACUUGGAAGACUGAGAAGGAGAUGACGGCGUUGUAUUGCGGCCUAUCUUGCGGAAAUAGGUUGUGAUGAUGGGAAGUGGAUGGAACUGGCUCGGGAUUCCGUGCAGUGGCGGGCCUUGGUAUUAGAAACAUCGAACCGUGUGGUUCUGCCGACUCUGUGUUUGUUAUGAAUGCCAAACAAUUCAAGAAUUUGUUUUAUCUGUAAUUUAUUAUAUAAUUCUUUUAUCAGCUUAGUUUUAUGAACGACAACUUGAAUAAUGCGGCAUGUAUAGUUCUGACCUCUAAAGUCUGACAAUCAAGGAUUGCUGAGUCUUUUAGAAGUUACAACUUAUGUCCUUUGUGUAUCAUUUUGCUGUACCGUUGAUUACAGCGAACCUUCAAGAUGCCAGACUAGGGCAAGAGGUUCUGAGAACGUACGUUGAGAAUGCUUUUAUAAAAUGUUACAGGAGGUGAUACGUCCUUUUUCCUCUGAAACUAUUCAGUGGAUGCUUUCUUGUUGUGGAAUUAUACUAAAUGUUAACAAUACAAGUAAUACACUUAAUUAUUAUUUUUCUUACACUUCGCUUAAUGUGCGCGUGUUACAAAUUAAAGACGCGUAUUGCACCGUGUACCGUUUCUCUGCAGAAUUAGGAAUUUUGUAGAAUUUUAUUUCAAAUUAAUUUAACAUAACGGUUAACCGCGUAUCAGUGCGGACAAAACUGGAAUUCGCUUGCCAGUUGUGAAUACAAAUCGAAAAUACAGGAUGAGUUCUGGUGACGUGAUACAGAGAAGAUAAAAGCAUGAAGAAUUAAUACCAGAAUUUUUAGGUAACCCUUGCCAUCUGCGCACCAAGUGGUGAAGUUAAGCGCGUGCUUGCUUCAUAAUUUGUACUGGCUCGGGGUCUGCGAAUAAGAACGGUGCGUCACUUCAUGUGAAGGUAGGAGCGUGGUUUCUUUUGAAAUUACUUUAAUUACAGGGAAUUAAUUUGUUUUAAAAUACAGAACUAUGCCAUGGAAAUAAAGUACAUAGUUCGUAACAUGUCUUGACAUUUCUUAAGAUAAUUUUUUCCGUGUAACAUGUGUAAUUACGAAAAUAAAAGAGGUGAUUAACACUUUUUGAGGCAAAACGAAAAGUGUAUAAAC